GGCAAAGCAGCUGCGGCACGGCCCUGCUGCUGUGCGGUUACUUCUGUGCACGCUGAAUUAUCAUCGCUGACACACCGUAAUACGCACGCAUCGCUGCGCAAGCAGACGCCGUCGCAGACGCCGCCACGCACAACACAACAGAGAGCACCAAGCAGCGAGACGAUGGCCGAGGGCACGGAGAUCUUCGUGAGGAACGACAAGGGCACGGAAUAUGUGGGAACGGUCUCAUGUGAAACGGCACCGUUACCACCUUCCCUAGUCUUUACGGACUACACGCGCGAGCCGACCGUGCUAGACGGCACGCAAGACCCGAAGCACCCGGCCUGGGCCGCACGAAAAGCGUCGCUCCAGGAGACGAAGGAGGGCGUUUCUAAAUUUGUCGGGUUUCUCCGAGGGCGGAAGAAGGCGGCCAUAGCACAGUUGGAUAGUAUGGUCGUCGCGCUCCUGCCUUCCGAGACCCUGGAGAUCGCCUGCUUCUUCGACGAGAAUGCUUCGCAGAAGAGACCGCGGGACGACGAGAGCGACGUGGGCUUCGGGGCCUUUCCUUCAUUUGACGUCGUCGAUGACAAUGCGAGGAAAGCCUUCUCUGCACAAUUGCCGCUCUGGAACAAGAAGACGGCGCGGCGCGACCAUAGCGAAGCCAUGGUGUUUAGGGAUGAUAAAGGUGGCGCAGUCUUCUUCCAGGACGCGCGACGACGGUACGAGUUCUUUUGUGGAGAAAAAGGGCUGCUGUUGUUGAGUGGCUUGCUAGCUAGGACGGCUCUGGUCCUGAAAAAGAACGAGGAGGAACUGAAGAAGCUCGGUCCGAAGGCCGCCGCAAUUGUCGAGGAAGGUCGGCGCAUCUACGGCGAGAAGCCGUCCUUACGCAAGUUCGGCUCCGAGGCCGAAGGCAAGAACGUGACCUGGUCCGACGGCGAGUACGCCCACGUGGGGUUGCAGACGCAGUAUCUCAAAUUGAAAUCACUGCAUUACACAGCGUCCGUUUCCGUCGCCUCGAUGGCGUGAGGUGGGCGCUGUCCGUACGCCGUCGCCGCGACGUACUUAGAAAUGGGAGCGUCGUCGCGUCGACGGCGUAGAGCGGAGCGAGAGCAUCGAUGGCAACGCCGCUUAGCCGGACGCACUCGCAACGCAGGCAGCGCUUCACGGAGACGUACAACCUGUGUGCGCGGGCCUGCGACGCCGACGCCGGCGUUCAACAACUUCUCUGCACCUCGUCUCGGUUGAGAUGCGCGUCGCUGGGCGGCGGCCCCGCGUUCGAGCUCGACGCGGUCCGCGAGUUCUGCAGAGCGAAAAACGACAGUGUAGAGUUCGCGUUCUACUCGCUAGACCUGCAGCCGGGCUGGCGGCCCUACGCCGAAGCGUUAGGGUGUCAUUUCGUCGCACCCUUUGACGUGUCAAAAAUAACACCUAGAGAUGUGGUGCAAGCCUGCCAGGGUCCCAUCGACAUCUUGGUCAUUUCUUAUUUAUUUAUCUACUGCACGACGCCCAGGACCGCGGAUUUAUUGCAGCAUUUGCUGGUCAAGGGUCUGGUCAAGUGCCUAUUUGUCUCGGAGCGGACGCACGACCAGGACAUCGUCCAGCUGCUCGUGGAGCGCGGGUUAAGUGUGACGCCUUUGAUGCCGCAGUCGGGCGGCAAGGACCAGCGCCAGCUGCUCGUCCUGGACCGGUCCCGGGUCCAGGCGACGAACGCGACUUCGUUGGAUGAAGACUCGGCGUUCCCCAACGUGCCCUUCGCGCGGGGCACCUAGGACUACUAAGUU
This is a messenger RNA of Pelagomonas calceolata, 1760 nucleotides long. NCBI's taxonomy places the organism in Eukaryota, Pelagophyceae, Pelagomonadales, Pelagomonadaceae. The record is from the annotation of a GenBank genome assembly.